UUUCAGUAUGCUUCUGAAGCUCAACUGGACUACAUUCGCGGCUUUUUGUGGCGGCGGAUUAUUUUUACCGCACCCCAGCUGAUGUCAUGAGUGUUUACAUUUUUCUAUUGACGACUUUCGCAGUUCUAGUGGGAUACCUGGCGUUGAAAUGGCGUCGUGCCCUGCAGUACUGGCAGAACCUGGGCAUUCCGUGCGAGGAGCCCCACUUCCUGAUGGGCAGCCUGUCGGGAGUGCAAACCAGUCGAACAUUCUGCGACGUUUGGGUGGAUUACUACAAUAAGUUCCGUGGGAGUGGCCCCUUCGCGGGCUUCUAUUGGUUCCAGCGACCCGGAGUACUUGUGCUGGACACCUCGCUGGCAAAGCUUAUCUUGAUCAAGGAGUUCAACAAGUUCACCGACCGUGGAUUCUAUCACAAUACCGAGGACGAUCCCCUGUCGGGCCAACUGUUCUUGCUGGACGGCCAUAAGUGGAAAUCUAUGAGACACAAGCUAUCAUCUACAUUUACAUCCGGGAAAAUGAAGCACAUGUUUCCCACCGUUGUGAGGGUGGGGCACGAGUUCAUCGAAGUCUUUGGGAAGACGCUGGACAGGUCCUCCAUUGUGGAGGUGAAGGACAUUCUGGCCAGAUUCGGCACAGAUGUGAUUGGCACCUGCGCCUUCGGCAUAGAGUGCAGUAGUCUCAAGGAUCCAGAGGCCGAAUUCCGGGUGAUGGGUCGAAGAGCCAUUUUCGAGCAUCGCCACGGACCCCUUGCGAUUGCGUUUAUAAAUAGCUUUCCGAAUCUGGCCCGUAAGCUUCACGUGAAAAUAACCAUACAGGAAGCCGAGGACUUCUUCCUGCGCAUCGUCAAGGAAACAGUGGCUCUUCGGGAGCAGAAUAACAUACGUCGCAAUGACUUUAUGGAUCAGUUGAUCGAUCUGAAAAACAGUCCACUGACAAAGUCUAAGACUGGGGAAAACGUGAGUCUUACGAUCGAGGAAAUAGCAGCUCAGGCGUUUGUGUUCUUCGGAGCUGGCUUCGAAACCUCAUCGACCACCAUGGCUUUCGCCUUGUACGAACUAGCCCAGCACCAGGACAUCCAGGACCUGGCGCGGAAAGAGUGCCAGGAGGUUAUUGCCAAGUGCAACGGGGAGCUAACCUACGAAUGUAUGAAGGAUUUGGUCUAUUUGGAUCAGGUAAUAUCGGAAACCCUGCGCCUCUACACCGUUCUUCCCGUCUUGAACCGCGAAUGCCUGGAGGACUUUGUUGUUCCUGGCUAUCCCGAAUACGUUAUCAAAAGGGGAAUGCCCAUUUUGAUUCCCUGCGGAGCCAUGCACCGCGAUGAGAACUUAUAUGCCAACCCGAAUACCUUUGACCCCGAGAACUUCUCCGCCGAACGCGUCAAGCAGCGCGACUCCGUGGAGUGGCUUCCCUUUGGUGAAGGUCCAAGAAACUGCAUCGGUAUGAGAUUUGGCCAGAUGCAGACUCGGAUCGGAUUGGCUUUCCUCCUCAAGAACUUCAAGUUCUCCGUGUGCGACCAGACCACGAUUCCCAUGGUAUACAGCAAGAAAACCUUCCUGAUAUCAAGCGAUAGCGGCAUCUUCUUGAAAGUUGAACGAGUCUAAGAUUCAUUUUGUUGAAACAUUCAACUGUACCAUAACAUUAUUUCCUUGCUUAAGGUACAUGUUGCUAAAUCUAUACACAUUUAUAGUACAGUUUAGCAGACAUAUGUUAACGUCGUCGAACCGGAUAGUGACUAACCGCAGGCAAAUGGUUUUACUUUACUAAUUAUCAUUAGUUGUCUUAUCACUAAGUGAUUAUUAAAAAUAAAAAUAAAUUCUUAUCGUAACGCAAUAACAAA
Drosophila biarmipes is the source of this 1837-nucleotide messenger RNA. Its product is annotated as cytochrome P450 6a9. The transcript has 2 exons. Gene Ontology annotation, molecular function: monooxygenase activity; heme binding; oxidoreductase activity, acting on paired donors, with incorporation or reduction of molecular oxygen. The record is from RefSeq and is a predicted model, not a curated record. Lineage: Eukaryota; Metazoa; Arthropoda; Insecta; Diptera; Drosophilidae. Bases 87 to 1601 code for a protein of 504 amino acids.